AUGGCUACGGUUGUAAAUAACCUUUUUAAGCGCUGUCGGCUAUUUAACGUAGUAUUAGGUAUUGUUGGGAAUAGAGGUAGAACUUUUAUGUCUAGAGAUCUAGGGAUUAAAUUAAUUUUGACGGUAUUAUUAAGGUUUGGCGGAAUUGUUAUAGGGUUUGAAUUUGAGAUUGGAGGGUCCGAAUUCGGGUUUGGAAGUAGGGUUUGUAAUAACGGCGUUGGAGAGUUUAGUGUUGGAGUCGGGAAUUGUAUUAUCUACUUUGACCUAAAUUUAUUGACCGGGUCUUUUUUAAAGAAGUUUAAUAAAAUAGAAGUUGGUUACUUUAAAUAUUGA
Molecule: messenger RNA, 333 nt
Organism: Neurospora hispaniola
Lineage: Eukaryota; Fungi; Ascomycota; Sordariomycetes; Sordariales; Sordariaceae
Exons: 14
Coding region: 1-333 (110 amino acids)
Source: RefSeq, a predicted model, not a curated record